CUCCUGCUCCUGCUCCUGCUCCUGCUCCUGCUCCAGUUCCUGCUCACGUUCCUGCUCCCGUUCCUGCUCCUGGGCCUGGUCCUGGGCCUGGACCUCGUGCUGCUGCAUUCUGGGGACGUCCAAGAUAUAGAACCUAUACUGUGUCUGAAAGCGACUCAGACUACAGUAGCAUGACCCCCGACGGAACCUAUACUGUGUCUGGAAGCGACUCAGUCUUCAGUUCAUCACCCAGCAGAUCCUAUAGUUUAUCUGGAACCGACUCAGGCCUCCUUAGUAUGACACCCGGCAGAACCUAUACUGUGUCUGGAAGCGGCUCAGCCUUCAGUACGUCACCCAGCAGAUACUAUACUGCAUCUGAAGGUGACUCAACCAGCAGAUACUAUACUGCAUCUGAAGGCGAAUCACCCAGCAGAUACUAUACCGCGUCUGGAAGCAACAUAUUUGCCGCUCGUACACCUCCUGGUCCUCCUAAUCCUGGGCCUGGUCCUGGUCCAGGGCCUGGGCCUGGGCCUGGGCCUGCUCCUGCUCCUGGUCCUGCUCCGGCUCCAGCUCCUGCUGCAGCUCAUAGACCUCCAGCUGCUCCUGGUCCUGCUCCAGUUCCUGCUCUCGUUGCUGCUCCUGGUCCUGGUCCUGGUCCGGGUCCUGGCCCUGGUCCUGCUGCAUUCUGGGGACGUCCAAGAUAUAGAACCUAUACUGUGUCUGAAACCGACUCAGGUUACAGUAGUAUGACACCCGGCAGAACCUAUACUGUGUCUGGAAGCGACUCAGUCUUCACUUCAUCACCCAGCAGAUCCUAUAGUCUAUCUGGAACCGACUCAGGCCUCCUUAGUAUGACACCCGGCAGAACCUAUACUGUGUCUGGAAGCGGCUCAGCCUUCAGUACGUCACCCAGCAGAUACUAUACUGCAUCUGAAGGUGACUCACCCAGCAGAUACUAUACUGCAUCUGAAGGCAACUCAUUCUUCAGUACGUCACCCAGCAGAUACUAUACUGCUUCUGGAAGCAACAUAUUUGGAGACUCCAUAGGGCCUCCCCAAGGAGCCAGUACACCUCGUGCUCCUAUUCCUGCUGUUGGUGCUCAUACACCUCCUGGUCAUCCUGCUCCUGCUCCUGCUCCUGCUGCUUAUAGACCUCCUGCUCCUCCUGCUCCAGUUCCUGCUCCCGUUCCUGCUCCUGGGCCUGGUCCUGGGCCUGGUCCUCGUCCUGCUGCAUUCUGGGGACGUCCAAGAUAUAGAACCUAUACUGUGUCUGAAACCGACUCAGACUACAGUAGUAUGACCCCCGAUGGAACCUAUACUGUGUCUGGAAGUGACUCAGUCUUCAGUUCAUCACCCAGCAGAUCCUAUAGUUUAUCUGGAACCGACUCAGGCCUCCUUAGUAUGACACCCGGCAGAACCUAUACUGUGUCUGGAAGCGGCUCAGCCUUCAGUACGUCACCCAGCAGAUACUAUACUGAGUCUGGAAGCAACAUAUUUGGAGGUGUGUCAUCCUACAGAACCUGUACUGUCUCUGGAACCAACAUUGCCUUUCCUUCCAACUAUAACCAUUUCAAUUCUAUGCAUCUGCUUUCUUUUUAA
Molecule: messenger RNA, 1577 nt
Organism: Melospiza melodia melodia
Lineage: Eukaryota; Metazoa; Chordata; Aves; Passeriformes; Passerellidae
Product: skin secretory protein xP2-like
Exons: 9
Coding region: 171-1577 (468 amino acids)
Source: RefSeq, a predicted model, not a curated record